UCUUCAUUGGAGAAGCUUAACAGACCUUCAACACUCAUGGCAUUGUUAAGCAGCACUGAAUUACUCUGGAAUGACUCAGACAAUUCUUUCACCCCUGGGGGAAACUCCAGCCUGGCACCAGGCUUAGAAGAAGGGAAGAGGAAUUACUACGCCAUGCUGUAUUCCCUACUUAUUCUGGCUAUUGUCUUUGGGAACGUUCUAGUGUGCAUAGCUGUGCUUCGAGAGAGGGCUCUCCAGACUACCACCAACUACCUGGUGGUCAGCCUGGCUGUAGCUGAUCUCUUGGUUGCCUCCCUGGUCAUGCCCUGGGCGGUCUAUUUAGAAGUAGUUGGUGGAGCUUGGCUCUUCAGUCGCUUGUACUGCAAUGUGUUUGUGACCCUGGAUGUGAUGAUGUGCACCGCAAGCAUACUUAACCUGUGUGCCAUCAGCAUUGACAGGUACACAGCUGUGGUGAUGCCAGUACUAUACAACACCACACACAGUUCCCGCAAAAGAGUUUCAGUAAUGAUUGCUACAGUGUGGGUCCUCGCCUUCGCAGUGUCCUGCCCCCUUCUCUUUGGAUUCAAUACUACAGAUGACCCUGCGGUGUGUUCGAUUUCAAAUCCUGAUUUUGUCAUCUACUCCUCCGUGGUGUCGUUUUACUUGCCUUUUGUGGUGACCCUUUUAGUCUACAUACGCAUCUACAUCUUCCUUAGAAGGAGAAGAAAGAGAAUUGCCUUCCGUCAAGGCAGUGGCAAAGUUCAACCAGCAUCCGCACCACCAUCAGUGGAAACUUAUUUACAAGACGGCACUCACAAAGACAAACAAGACCUCUCCCCCAUUAGGAUCAACGUGAUAAAUGAAACCACAGAGCAAGUGAUCCGUCCCCGGCUCCUUGGCAGCUGCCUGUGGCAUAAACGGCCUCAAACCGUCCCUGCAGAGAACUCAGUGCUGCCUCCUGUGGUCACACUGAACUACUGCACUAUUAGCCAAGCAUCCUUUGCUGGCACCGAGCAUGUCUCAAACCGUGAGGAAGAUGAGGCUGGUGAAGAGGACCAGGUGACGAUUAGGAGCUGUGAGGUGAAGAAGUUGUCAAAUGGGAGUACACACACCACCCUGCACCCACCACGGCCUGCUCAUGUCAUGGUGUGCCCCAGUCAGGUUCGCUGUAGGAGUAUGCACUCCAAGGAGAAGAAAGCCACACAGAUGUUGGCCAUCGUUCUCGGGGUCUUUCUAAUUUGCUGGCUGCCAUUUUUUGUGACUCAUAUCCUAAAUACUCACUGCAGGGAAUGCCACAUUCCACCUGAGCUCUAUAGCGCCUUCACCUGGCUUGGCUACGUCAACAGCGCUCUCAAUCCAGUCAUCUACACCACUUUCAACAUAGAGUUCCGCCGGGCCUUUAUUAAAAUCCUGAGCUGCUAAACCAUUGGGCAUACUCACAUACAUUUCUCAGUGGACUGGAUAGCAACCAGACUAUUUGUGGAAUUCAUUUUGGGAUGCAAAGUGCCAUAAACACAGAGGACAUUAAAGGAUUUGAACGGUCAGAAUGUGUUCAAAAUGACCUCAAAACCACUACAAAGUGCAUGACACAUGAAACUAGCAAUUGGUUGGGUUUUUCACCAUUUAAUUGCACAGUCAACUACACAGGGCAGUAGAGUUCAUUCAAAUAAUCAUCAGAGUCUACUGUUCAGUUUGAGAAUAUAGACCAAUGUGGAUUCCAUAUACAACCAGCG
This is a messenger RNA of Myxocyprinus asiaticus (Chinese sucker), 1712 nucleotides long. It is a transcript of the gene drd3, whose product is annotated as dopamine receptor D3. Gene Ontology annotation, molecular function: dopamine neurotransmitter receptor activity, coupled via Gi/Go; G protein-coupled receptor activity. The transcript has 8 exons. The record is from RefSeq and is a predicted model, not a curated record. Gene Ontology annotation, biological process: adenylate cyclase-activating adrenergic receptor signaling pathway. Gene Ontology annotation, cellular component: membrane. Bases 37 to 1401 code for a protein of 454 amino acids. Lineage: Eukaryota; Metazoa; Chordata; Actinopteri; Cypriniformes; Catostomidae.